UACCUCAAAACCAAAAAGGACCCUCCUCCUUUGUUUUCCGCGUUUUCUCUCUCUCUGGAUUUCUCUACCCAACCAAUCAAAUCACACUCUCUCAGAUCAUAGCAAGCAUCAACGCUCUUUUUCUCGCUAUUUCUGUGUGCUCCCUGCUUUUCUACUUCGCCGGUACUAGGGUUUUUCGCCAUCUAAUUCUUCGGAAAAUGCCGACUCCGCCGCUUCCACAAUCGGAGCGCUAGCGCGCGUGCUUUUGCUGAUGCUGCAUUGCUGAAUCCUCCGCCUCCGAUCUACCGCAUUUUUUCUCAUCUUUCCAGAGAUGUGGAAUUCUGAACUAAGAUGAGCAAGGGUGAAUUAUCAUCAAGGACAAGGAUGAAAGCUCCGCCGGUUGCGUUGGCGACUCUGAUUGGCCGUGAGCUUCGAAAUGAUAAAGUUGAGAAGCCUUUUGUGAAGUACGGGCAAGCUGGCUUGGCCAAGAAAGGAGAAGAUUACUACCUAAUUAAGACAGAUUGCCAGAGGAUUCCUGGGGAUCAAUCGACAGCGUUUUCUGUCUUCGCGAUAUUCGAUGGGCAUAAUGGUAUAUCAGCUGCUAUUUUUGCAAAGGAAAACUUGCUAAACAAUGUUCUGAGUGCAAUACCGCAAGACAUCAGCAGGGAUUCGUGGCUUCAGGCUCUUCCUCGCGCCCUUGUUGUUGGUUUUGUGAAAACUGACAUAGAAUUUCAGCAAAAGGGAGAAACUUCUGGAACAACUGCUACGUUUGUUCUGAUUGAUGGAUGGACUGUCACUGUUGCAUCUGUUGGGGAUUCCCGCUGCAUUCUAGAUACUCAGGGAGGUGUAGUUUCUCUCUUGACAGUUGACCACAGACUAGAAGAGAAUGAAGAAGAGAGGCAGCGCGUUACUGCCAGUGGUGGUGAAGUAGGAAGACUCAAUGUUUUUGGAGGCAAUGAGGUAGGGCCUCUUCGCUGCUGGCCUGGUGGAUUGUGCCUAUCUAGAUCAAUAGGUGAUACAGAUGUUGGAGAAUUUAUUGUGCCAAUACCACAUGUUAAGCAAGUGAAGCUGUCAAAUGCUGGCGGAAGGCUUAUCAUAGCUUCUGAUGGCAUUUGGGAUGCUUUAUCUUCUGAUAUGGCUGCCAACUCAUGUCGGGGUCUACCUGCAGAGCUAGCAGCAAAGCUAGUGGUUAAGGAAGCUCUACGGUCCAGAGGCCUGAAGGAUGAUACAACUUGCCUUGUUGUAGAUAUUAUUCCUUCUGACCUUCCUGUAUUACCACCAAUUCCAAGAAAGAAACAUAAUAUGCUAACUUCGAUUCUCUUUGGAAAGAAAUCUGAGAAUUCCUCGAACAAAUCUACUAAUAAGCUUUCUGCAGUUGGUGUUGUGGAGGAGUUAUUUGAAGAGGGCUCUGCAAUGCUUGCCGAAAGGCUGGGUAAGGAUUUCCCGUUGAAUAAGAAUUCUGGGAUUUUUCGCUGUGCUGUUUGCCAGGUGGAUCAAACACCUGGUGACAGCUUAUCUGUAAACUCCGGCCAUUUUUUCACUCCAGCAUCUAAACCAUGGGAAGGUCCAUUCCUCUGCACAAAUUGUCGGAAGAAGAAAGAUGCUAUGGAAGGAAAAAGACCCACAGUGACAGCAUAAUAUUAUCUACCUAGUAUUCUAGUAACAUAGUAAAUAUUAGUAUAAUUUUUCCCUGGCAGUGUGAGCAUGGUUGAUUUUACUCUCUCGUUUCGGUGGAUUGUCAUUGAUGUGUAAGAAAUGAGGUUGAGGUAGGUUUAGGUGUUUUGGAGGUUGUUGUACGUUUGUGAAUGGCUUGUGCUCAGCUGUUGGAAUGACUGACGCAGCAAACAUAUGUCUAGUAGAUAAGUUCUAAUGUUAUGUGCUAACGGCUUGUAUCUGUAAGUAAA
Arachis stenosperma is the source of this 1883-nucleotide messenger RNA. RefSeq names its product probable protein phosphatase 2C 5. Bases 331 to 1617 code for a protein of 428 amino acids. Gene Ontology annotation, biological process: protein dephosphorylation. Gene Ontology annotation, molecular function: protein serine/threonine phosphatase activity. Lineage: Eukaryota; Viridiplantae; Streptophyta; Magnoliopsida; Fabales; Fabaceae. The transcript is spliced from 8 exons. The record is from RefSeq and is a predicted model, not a curated record.